AUGUGCCAAUUCGAAGGCGACGAUAACUGGGUCGAAACGGCCAUGGCUGACGUCAACUUAGUCGCCAACUUCCUUCUCACCAUGAACAAACCAUCUCCAUCUUCUUCUUCACUCUCUCCGCCUCUCAAUCUUCACUGGACCGUCCGUCAACGCCGCUCAAAGUCCCGCACUCGAAAGAUGAAACCCGAUUCGACAAGAGCAAGUCCCACCACGCCUCUCUCCUGGAGCGCCGCCACUUCCGCUAGUGCCGCCGACGGUAACGAAGAGUCCAGCCGUCUCACCAAACCGGUUCACUCUUCAAGAUCUAAGGCUGAGGAGCAAUGUGAAGCCAGUGGCAACAAAAGGCUAAGAAAGAAAAGGUCUCUACCUGAACUACUUGAAGAAGAGAGGUUACUUUUGAAAGAAAGGGGAAAUUUGAAAGAUAGAGUGGCAUCCAUGCAUCUCAAUGUUGAGAAACAAAGAGCCAACAAUGAAAGCUUAAAGAAAAUGAAGAUUGAUUUGGUGUCACAAAAGAACACAGAAACAGCCAGAAUCUCUCUGGUGUCACAAAAGAACACAGAAACAGCCAGAAUCUCUCUGGUGUCUGGAAAAGCUGUUCUUCACACAAUGCGGGUUGUGGACACAAACCAUGGUUCAUUGUCUAAAUUAGUCCAGCCUCAGAUGGCCCAAGUGAAGAAAUCAGUUGUCAUUACGGAGGGUGGUUCAUCAUCUGAGUUAGUCCAGCAUCAGACAGUUCAAGAGAAAAAAUCAGUUGUCAUCGUGGAGGGUGGUUCAUCAUCUAAAUUAGUCCAGCCUCAAACAGCAGUCCAAGAGAAGGAAUCAGUUGUCAUUACAGAGGGUGCUUCAUCAUCUGUGCAACGAGAGGUUCAUCGAGAGAAUAAUAACCGAGCAUUACCAUUCCUGCUGCCUGAUCUAAAUCUACCUCCAGAGGAAGAAUAA
Messenger RNA from Vicia faba (fava bean), 939 nucleotides. NCBI's taxonomy places the organism in Eukaryota, Viridiplantae, Streptophyta, Magnoliopsida, Fabales, Fabaceae. The record is from the annotation of a GenBank genome assembly.